Molecule: messenger RNA, 1855 nt
Organism: Dinoponera quadriceps
Lineage: Eukaryota; Metazoa; Arthropoda; Insecta; Hymenoptera; Formicidae
Gene: CSN7
Product: COP9 signalosome complex subunit 7b
Exons: 4
Coding region: 261-1091 (276 amino acids)
Biological process (GO): COP9 signalosome assembly
Cellular component (GO): COP9 signalosome
Source: RefSeq, a predicted model, not a curated record
UCUUCCACCAAGUUAAGAGCAUACGCAUACUUUGUUUUAAGUGCACAAACAUAGUUGCACACAGUGUAGCGUAGUGUAAUUAAAGGAAAAGAGAUUUCUUUACAUCUGUCAUACAGAAAAGACGAGAACGCGUGGAUUGUGAUCGCAUGCGCGUCCGCUUUGCGCAUUCUGGGUGAUUUCCGGAGACAGCUCGGAAGUAUAGUGCCAAAAGAAAGGAGUGUUGUGAUCAGUUUUGAUAUUUGUAAGGAAAGAGGAUCAUCAUGACUGGUGGGAGCUCCUCGGAGAAGUCUGCCAAUAAUCCUCUGGAGCAAUUUGUAUUACUUGCAAAAACUGCAAAAGGUGCCGCUGCCAUGGAACUCAUAAAGCAGGCGGUCGAAACACCCGGUGUUCAUGUCUUUGGCGAACUGUUGGAUAUGCCAAAUAUCAAAGAAUUGGAGAACGGCCCUUACGUCCAGUAUUGGAACACCUUGAAUUUGUUCGCCUAUGGCACUUAUAAGGAUUACCUGGAAAAUAAGGAUAAAGUUUUAGAAUUAACUCCGACGCAAAAGAAGAAGCUUCAGCAUCUCACAAUUGUCACCCUUGCCACAAGAUCCAAGUGUAUACCUUACUCGGUACUGUUGGAGGAGCUAGAUAUAAAGAACGUCAGGGAUCUAGAAGACCUGAUUAUUGAAGCGAUAUAUGCUGACAUAAUCCAUGGGAAAUUAGAUCAAAAGAAUUCACAAUUAGAAGUGGAUUAUGCUGGCUUGGGACGAGACGUCCGACCAGGUGAUGCUGGUAUAGUAGCUGAGACAUUGGCCGCCUGGGGUGAAGCUUGCGACACAGUUUUAGCAUGCAUUGAUGAACAAGUGACCAGAGCCAAUGUCGAGAAACAAAAGGCUACUUACCAUAAAGAUAGGAUACAAAGAGACAUUGCUAAUAUAAAGAAAUCUCUCACGGCUCAAACCGGAAGUGCGGUUAUUCAGGAGGCUGAUGUAGCUGGAGGCAGUUCUGGUGCGGGAGGAAGCGAGUCGUGUAGGGAAGCCAUGCCGGUACUGUCGGAUCCAAAGAAGAAGUUACAGAAGGUCAAAGGUAUCAAAGUCAGUGGAAUAUGAGACAGGAGUAUGUAAAUAUAUAAGCGAUGUAAUGAGUGUACGAUAAGGUAGUUCGUUUCCAGUAAAAUAUUGGUGUAAUAUGUGACACAAGCAGAUAGAGAGUUCAUCCUUAAAUAAAAUUGAAGUAUACAUACCGCCAUAUAUCAAUUAACCGUUACGGUACGUUACACAGGAGGAGAAAAAUGGGCGAUGAACGAAAUGGGUAAUAUUGAAACGAAUUUAUUACUUUUAUGCAAAAUCAUAUAUAAUUCGAAUCGCGAAAAUUCUCUGUGUAUCUGAAAUUAUGUCGAGUUCUCGUAGAGUUUAAGAAACAAAACUGAAAAGCUAAACGAGACAUUUUACAUAGAACGCGCCCUAAGCGUAGAGCAUCGAACUCCAUAACGUCAGAUUUGUACGGAUAUUCGAUUUUGUCCAUUCACAGUGACAUUACCUGUCACUACGAUACCGAAUAAAGUCAAAAGUACCUCUACUCUUAUCGAACUACUUUAACUGUUUGUAAGAAUAACUUAUUUACACACAUAAUCGGCAUAAGAAGCUUUUUUAGACAAGCCGAGAUGUUCUCGUGUACGAAGAUUUAGACUUUGAUAGCGGCAAUGUUUGGCGGAAGAUAGCGGGAGGUGCGGUAGCUUUCGUACUUUUAUUGCGACCGUUUUACCGAGUGUCACCGUUGGUAUUUGCUGCACAAAACGAUUCCGGGAGUACUGCUGCUUGCACAAAAUUUAGCAUUCACUUGUGAGAAAUUGAGAUGGACUGUUUAUAUAUAU